GCUUAUGCGGGCUCGCUCUCCAAACUCCGCUCACCACAUAGACAGCUAGCCAGCUACUGCUAGCCCAGGCUAGCCAUUCCUCUACUAACAAACUAGCUCGACAACAAGCCGUUUUUAAACUUAAGAUCGGGCGCCCAUCCCGUUCGCGUUUUGAGAAGACAUUAGUUGUGUUGGGGCAUUAUAUACGGGAUGUUGAGGAAAAAACGGGAGCGAAUUAGACGGUAAAACAUACCGGCGUUUGCGGCAAAUCUGAGGUGCGCGGCUAGCUCACGUUAGCUGCUAACUUUUGGUGGUAUUUCUAGAGGAGCUACUGGCCAGAUAUUGACGGUUGUGGACGCGGCCGGGUACCUACUGUUGGGGUGCCUGUGUCAGUCACUGCAAAAGGUCCAUGACGAAGCCACGCCGUAAGAGCCAAGUGGCAUGGGGGGCCGGAGCUGGCAGCCGACGGUCCGAAGACGCCACCGGCUGUCGCCGGGGUGCACGGCAACCGCCGGCGUCGCCCUACGGCCUGAAGACGUCCCCCACGCGGGACGGCCUGAGCUACUCCCAGACCCAGCGCGUGGUGGAGGUGGACCUGGACGGCAGGCUGCAUCGCAUCUCCAUCCUGGACCCCCUGGCGGUCAUCACGGAGGACGAGAUGAUGGCGCAGGACAUCGUGGAGUGUAACAGCAACAAGGAGAACAGCGAGCAGCCCUCGCCGCCGGCCAGCGGCCCCCAGGCGGUCCGCAAGCCCGCCACGCCCCGCGGCCGCAGGAAGGACCCCAAGAGCUCCUCCGUCAAGUCCUCGCCCUUCUCCAAGAACCACGGGCCCAACUCGCACCCCCAGACCCCCGACAAGGGGGGCCCCCACCAGGGCGGCGCCGUGGCGGCCCUCCCCGAGCCCACCUUCCGCCUGCUGGAGACGUUCCGGCCGGCGCAGGCCCCGCCCCUGCCCGCGGCGUACUACCGCUUCAUGGAGCGCUCGGCGGAGGAGCUGGAGGCGGAGGCGGAGUACGACAUGGACGAGGAGGACGCGGCCUGGCUGGAGAUGAUCAACGCGGGCCGCCGGGCCGACGGCCACCCCGGCGUCUCGGCCGACACCUUCGAGCUGCUGGUGGACCGGCUGGAGGAGGAGGCGUACCGCGAGGCGCGCAGCCGGGCGCCCUCGCAGAGCGCGGCGGACGACGACGACGCCUUCUGCUGCGUGUGCCUGGACGACGAGUGCCUCAACAGCAACGUCAUCCUGUUCUGCGACGCGUGCAACCUGGCCGUGCACCAGGAGUGCUACGGCGUGCCCUACAUCCCCGAGGGCCAGUGGCUGUGCCGCUGCUGCCUGCAGUCGCCGCAGAGGCCGGCGGAGUGCGUGCUCUGCCCCAACCGCGGCGGCGCCUUCAAGCAGACCAGCGACGGGCACUGGGCGCACGUGGUCUGCGCCAUCUGGAUCCCCGAGGUGUGCUUCGCCAACACGGUGUUUCUGGAGCCCGUGGAGGGCGUGGCCAACAUCCCGCCGGCCCGCUGGAAGCUCACCUGCUACCUGUGCAAGCAGAAGGGACAGGGCGCGGCCAUCCAGUGCCACAAGGCCAACUGCUACACGGCCUUCCACGUGACGUGCGCCCAGCGCGCCGGACUCUUCAUGAAGAUCGACCCGGUCCGGGAGACCAGCGUGCACGGCACCACCUUCUCCGUCAAGAAGACGGCCUUCUGCGAGGUGCACUCGCCGCCCGGCCAGGAGGACGAGGGCUCGGACGAGGAGGCGGAGCGGGACAGCGAGGGCCGCGUGGUGGGCAGCCGGCGGCGGGCCAGCAGGGGGCGCAGCGCCUACUCGGAGCUCCCCACCACGCCGAAGCGCGGCCGGAAGGGCGACGGCGCCGGCAAGCAGGGCAAGAGGAAAGGGAAGAAGGGCGCCGGGGACGCGGUCCAGUGCCCUGCGUCGCCCGUGGCGACAGUGCCGCACAUACCGACCCCCAGGCUGAACAUAAUCUGCAAGGGGAUUCUCUUCCAGAGGAAGACCCAGUUCAUGCAGAGGAUGCACAACUAUUGGCUUCUGAAGCGCCAGUCACGGAACGGUGUUCCACUUGUUCGUCGGCUGCACACCAACGUCCAACCACCGAGGCCCGCUGAACCGCCCGAGGUGGAUGAGAAGGUUUCUGCAGCGGUGGAGGCCCUGAGGUACUGGCAGAAGCUACGGCACGACCUGGAGAAGGCGCGGUUGCUGGUGGAGCUAAUCCGCAAGAGGGAGAAGCUCAAAGGAGAGCAGGUUAAGGUUCAGCAGGCGACCCUGGAGAUGCGGCUGACCCCCAUGUUGGUGUUGCUGCGGGCCACCCUGGACCAGCUGCAGGAGAAGGACCUGGCCAACAUCUUCUCAGAGCCCGUGGACAUCAAGGAGGUGCCCGACUACCUGGACUUCAUCACCGCCCCCAUGGACUUCUCCUGCAUGCGCUCCAAGAUGGAGGCGCACGCCUACCGCUGCCUGGCGGACCUGGAGCUGGACUUCAACCUCAUGGUGUCCAACUGCCUCCUGUACAACGCCAAGGACACGGUGUUCCACCGCGCGGCGCUCCGGCUGCGGGACCUCGGGGGCGCCGUGCUGCGGCACGCCCAGCGGCAGGCCGCCAACACGGGCCUGGACCCCGACACGGGGCUCCUCCUUGCCGAGUCGCCCCAGAAGCAGAACUUCUACAGCUGCACCUGGGAGGACGUGGACAGCCUGCUGGACCCGGCCAACCGGCUCCACAUGUCUGUGGAGGAGCAGCUGAAGGAGCUGCUGGACAAGCUGGACGUGGUGAUCCUGCGGGGCAGCGGCGCCCGCACGCGGCGCGUCCGCCUGCUGCGCCGCGAGAUCCACAACGUCCGCUUCCGCCAGGGACCGUCCCCCCCGCCGCGGCCCGCUCAACGGCCGCCGCAAGGACCGCCACGAGAGCGGCGGCGGGCGACGACGACGACGACGGCGACGACUGCGUCGAUUAGCACAGGGUGGCCCGGCUCACACCGCUAUGACCUCAAAUCCACGUCCCCGCCCACGCUGGAGCUCACCGGGCCGGCCCCGCCCCCUCGCCAGGAGGACACGCCCCUGGAGCCCCCCACCCUGCGGCCGAUCACGGGCGAGCCGCGCACUGUAAAGCGCCUCAAAAUGGACAGCGAGAGUUCCGACGGCGCAGGCGCCGCCGGCGACACGAUCUGCGUUAAGAAGGAGGCGGAGGCGCCACAGGUAACCCCGCCCCCUUUGCCCGCCGCGCCGCUGACCAACGGCGUGUCCCCGACCUGCGCCGCCCCCCCGCGGCCGCCCACCCCCGGCGUGGGCCGCCGCACCUCGGUGCUCUUCAAGAAGGCGAAGAACGGACGGCGCCACCCCCCAGACGGCCCCUCGCUCAACGGGAAGAGCGAGGCCCCCGAGGAGGCGGCCUCCAGCGUCCCCCCCACCCCCACCUCCACCGUCAGCACCCCCUCCUCCACGCCCGCCUCCACCCCGUCCAAGACCCCGCUGAAGAGCCUCCCGCCCGCCGGGGACCCCGCCACGCCCCGCUGCUGCUGGGCCUCGGGGCCCGACAUCGGCUCGGACAGCGAGAUGGAGGGGACCCCCCUGCGGGCGUCGGAGACCGGUCUCCCCAACGGGCUGAACGGACACGGAGACGGCCGGCCCGACUCCCUCUGCCGGCCCGCCCCCCCAUCGCUACACAAAAACAUUAGCACGCCUCUCAAGAGAAGCCUUGGCAAGCCGGCCUUGUCCAAGGUGCCCUUCCUCGAGGUCCUGAACGGAGACUGCCACUACACCGCCCCCGGCGACAGCAGCCAGGUGUCUGAGGAUGAGCUGGAGCCUCUGGACCUGGUCUGGGCCAAGUGCAGGGGGUACCCCUCCUACCCCGCGCUGAUCAUCGACCCAGAGAUGCCGGAGGACGGCGUCCUGCACAACGGCAUUCCCAUCCCCGUCCCCCCCAAGGAGGUGCUGCAGCUGGGGGAGGCCCGGCAGGAGGAGGCCGGGGAGAGGCUCUACCUGGUGCUCUUCUUCGACAACAAGCGCACAUGGCAGUGGCUCCCCCGCAGCAAGCUGUCCACCCUGGGCCGGGACCAGACGGCCGACAAGCUGCGCAUCAUGGAGGGCCGAAAGACCAGCGUCCGCAAGUCCGUCCAGGUGGCCUACGACCGCGCCCUGAUCCACCAGAGCCGCGUCAGCCAGCAGCACGCCUUCCUGGCCUCCAGUUACCUGUAGGGGGCACCCCCGAGGCCUCCUCCACCACUACCCCCAUCCCCCCCCCCCCCCCCAGCUGCCCACCUGGCUGAGCCAAUGGGAGGCUGAGACGAGGGUCUGGGAUUUUGCCACAGACAAAACUGUGGGGUUUUACUCUGGGCUUUUGUGUGUGUGUGUGUGUGUGUGUGUGUGUGUGUGUGUGUGUGUGUGUGUGUGUGUGUGUGUGUGUGUGUGUGUGUGUGUGUGUGUGUGUGUGUGUGUGUGUGUGUGUGUGUGUGUGUGUGUGUGUGUGUGUGUAGGAGGGUCUUGGACUGAAUUACCCAACCACUAGCGUCCUCGGUGUGAAUAAUGAAUUGUGUGUGUGUCUCACUGUUUGUGGGGCUCUGUGGUGUAGCAAAGAAAUAAGCUAGACGACCGCCCUUAUUGAACCCCGCUCCCUCCCCUCGUGGAUGGUCUGGAGGCACAUGGUCACGGAUGCCCCGCCCCCUUUCUACAUAUAUAUUUUUGAUGCUACUGCCAAUGAAAUGCACCAUCACGAGAGAUUGUGUCAUGUUUCUAUGAAAGACAUUUUUAUUUAUAUACACACAUACACGCACACGAUGGCUUUUUACAUUUUCAAUCUUUAUAAAAGAAUUCCCACUAUAUAUUGUAAAGGCACACUUGAUGUACAUAUGUGUGCGCGUCUUUCUGAACAAUCUUAAUUUAACGUUGCCCUGCGGACGUCAAUCAGAAAGGCCGCAGUGUGUGUGUGUGUGCGCCGCAAGGAGUACUCUUCUUGAUAUAUGAAUUAUCUUUUUUUUUUAUACAAAGAAAAAAAUAAUUUAUUUAUGGAAGGCUAUAGAAAGCUAUAAUGGUUGAAAUUGAGAAUAAAAUAUUUUAUUUAAAAAAAGAAAUGUAAAAGGAUUUUUUGAACAAUACAGCCUGUGUUUUUUGUUUCUUUCUUUGCAAAUGUUUCUACUGAGGUGUUUUUAACUUGAAUAGAGUUUAUUUAUUGACGGUUUCCACAAUAUGAAGCUCAUGGGGACACGUUUAUGGGCUGCAGAUUUUAACCUACUGGCCAAAUACUUGUUUUUUUCUGAAUCAGUAUUUUUCUCAUUGAUAACAACUCUUAUUAAAAGACUUUUUUGGAACCCUUUGGCUGUUUUGUUUUAAUUAUAGAGUGCUGCAUGAAGCGCUCUAAUUCCGUACAAAUAUAUAUUCUAUUUCUUAUUCUUUCGGAGAGAA
This is a messenger RNA of Gadus macrocephalus (Pacific cod), 5389 nucleotides long. It is a transcript of the gene brpf3b, whose product is annotated as bromodomain and PHD finger containing, 3b. Lineage: Eukaryota; Metazoa; Chordata; Actinopteri; Gadiformes; Gadidae. The record is from RefSeq and is a predicted model, not a curated record. Gene Ontology annotation, biological process: regulation of transcription by RNA polymerase II. Gene Ontology annotation, cellular component: MOZ/MORF histone acetyltransferase complex. Gene Ontology annotation, molecular function: protein binding.